AUUGCCAAAAUGGUGUCAUGUAGAGCCAUGCACAUUUUAACUGUAUAUGUUACUGUUGUAUUCACACUUACAAGUUUUGUAAGAUCCCACAAUGAAGAGAACUUGUAUCAAGCAAAAGACAAUUUACCUACGAUGGGUCCAGCUAAAUCUGUGCGCUAUCUGCUGUAUGAUGUAAACCCUGGAGAGGGGUUCAAUCUACGUAGAGAUGUAUACAUGAGAGUUGCCAAUCUUGUAAAGUUCCUAAAUGAAGAUGAACCAUGGAUAUUGGUGUUACCUCCAUGGGGAAGGCUUUAUCAUUGGCAGACAACGCAUCUUUCAGCACAGACAAAAGUACAGUGGAAAUAUUUCUUUGAUGUAAAUAGUCUGGCAUUACAUGUUCCAGUGAUAGAGUUUGAAGAUUAUUUGAAAGCUGUAGGUAAACCAGAGAUUGAUGAAGUUUAUUAUUUACAAAGAUACAAGGAAGGUUGGACUAAAUGGGAAGAAAAGAUAGAUAUUCGUGAGUGUGUUGAUCCACCUAGGUACCAGAAGGACAGCGACGGUAAAUGGCGUGGACAGUUUUUUGGCUAUGAAGAAGUGUAUGCCAAAAAGUUUGAGUGCAUGUCUUCUCAAGCAUAUCUGUUGACAUUUAAACCAUUCCUAAUGAAAAACACAACAGGAAGGUCAGUGUUCCUUGAUAGAGCUGAAAAUAUGAUACACGGACAGUACAGUGAGUGGUCCCGAGAGUGGUGGACAGCCCGACGUAGCAUGGUCUUCUCGAAACAUCUCAGGGAUGUUGCAGAUAAAUUCAGACAAGAAAAACUAGAUUCCAAUGAUAAAGAUGACAAAACAGAACUUGAAGUGUGGACUCAGAUGAAACGAAAGCAUGGGGAUGCAAAAGGUGGUCCUUAUGUUGCAAUUCAUCUUCGUAGAAAAGACUAUCUGUAUUCUCAUGCAAAGGAAGUGCCUAGUUUAGAAAAUGCUGCCAAAAUAGCCAAAACUUUCUUGAAGAAGUACAAACUGAAAAAGUUAUUUUUAGCUACAGAUGCAAAUGGUGAUGAUUUAACACAUUUUGAAAAGAUGAUGAAAGGCUAUGAAGUAUACUACCAUAAAGUUUUUUACCCAGAAAUGACAGAGUAUUUUGAUGGCGCAACUGCAAUAAUGGAUCAGUGGAUAUGUGCUCAUGCACGAGUUUUCAUUGGAAGUCAUGUUUCAACUUUUACAUUCCGUAUCCAUGAGGAAAGAGAGAUUCUAGGAUUUGAUCAGGAGACGACAUUUAAUAGGUUUUGUGGAGAUGAUGAGCCAAAAGAUUGUGAGCAGCCUACAAAAUGGAAAAUCAUUUAUUAACUGUAAAGGCCUGGUUUAGUUACCAAGCAAUUUUUGUUUUCAUUAUGACAGGAUUGUAGUGCAUAGAUACUGUUAUCAAGCUCCAGUACAGAUUUAUCAGUAUGUUCACCACAUAAUAUAUCUCUGGGUAAAACAUGUGGAAAAAAUAUGAGAACUCUUCUAUUUCAGUAAGAAUAAACUGUCACAAUACAUGGUUGAAGGGAACACUUAAUUUUAAAAACUUUGAAAUUAUUUGUCUGAUAGGUAAUAGAUCAUGGUCUGAAUUGUUCACUAUUCAUUCUGUAAUUUUUCUUUGAACACCCUUUUGAAGAAUAAAUGGUACGUCCAAAAUUGAAUGAUGGACCAGUCCAUUUAAGAGAUAAUUUAGCAGGGUAAAGCUGCCAAGAUCCAGGGACCUCCUAUUUACUUAGUAUGUAAAUCAGCAUCAUACAGUUUUGUGAUCUUGUGUAAUUUUGAGACUCAAGUAUCGCUAUUUAUCUCUUAUCUUGUGAUGUAUUAUUGAUGAAAUGCAAGUUUGAUUCAUGGUUAACGUAAUUUAACCGAAAAGUGUAGAAAAGUAAUCCAUUUUCCAGGAUUGUAAAUGUAAAAUCUGUAUAAUAUUUCAAGAAAUGCACUUUAUUACACAGUGUUGUACCGGUAUUACACUUUGUUUAUAUACCACCCUUCUAUUACUUGUAGGAACUACACUAGCUGUCAGUGCUUUUUUUCAAAAGUAAGCAUUUUACAAAUUUUAGCUCGACUAUUCAAGAAUAGUAGAGCUAUUGGACUCACCCAUGGGUUGGCAUCCGCGUCCGCAUCCGCGUUGGCAUCCCAAUAACUCUGUUUUGCUUUUUUACAAAAUUAUGCCCCUUUUUCGACUUAGAAAUUCUUGGUUAAGGUUUUGUAUGUAAGCAAUUCUUGGUUAAGGUUUUGUAUGUAAGCUGGUAUCUCAGUAACCACUUGUGGGAAUGGAUUGAAACUCCACACACUUAUUCACUGUGAUAAACUGACCUACAUUGCACAGGUUCCAUAACUCUGUUUUGCUUUUUGACAAAAUAUGCCCCCUUUUCGACUUAGAAAUUGUUGGUUAAGGUUUUGUAUGUAAGCUGGUAUCUCAGUAACCACUUGUGGGAAUGGAUUGAAACUUCACACACUUGUUCAUUGUGAUAAAAUGACCUACAUUGCACAGGUUCCAUAGCUCUGUUUUGCUUUUUUACAAAAUUAUGCCCCUUUUUCGACUUUUUGAAACUUCACACACUUGUUCACUAUCAUGAUCUGUCCCAUAACUCUACUUUGCAUUUUUUUCAAAAUUAUGCCCCUUUUUCGACUUAGCAGUUUUUGGUUAAGUUUUUGUAUGUAAGCUGGUAUUUCAAUAUCCACUUAUAAAUGGGAAAGGAUUGAAACUUCACGCACUUUUUCACUUUAUGAGCUGAUAAGCACUAUGAAGGUUCCAUAACCCUUUCUCCCAUUUUUACAAAAUUAUGCUUUUUUCGACUUUUGUAUUCAUUUAGUUGACAAGGCUGUUGAAUAGUCAAGCGUUGCUGUCCUCCGACAGCUCUUGUUAUCCAAAUGGUCAUUUCUGUGUCAAAUAUUUGUACUUUAGACCUGGGCCCAGCUGUUCGAAACUUUAACAAGCUGUUAAAUUAACAGCCGGUUAAAUUUUGAUUCAAAAUACUAUUUUUGUUGGGACACACCAGUUUGAUGUUUUGGUUUUAUUGUAAAGACUUUUCAGUGUUCAGAAUUCUUAACUCAUACAUUUGUUUUUCUAAGUUUUCUAAAAUGUCGAAAAAUAACCCUAAAAGUUAAUCAACCAUAAGCUUAAUCACCUGUUAAAGUUUCGAACAACUGGGCCCAGUUUGUAUCUAAUCUUAAUCGCUAGUUCAGAAUGUUAAUUGUGUGGCAUUCAGCUGACAAAAGAGGCUCUUUCUGUAUUAUGUUAUCAUAUAAGUAAUGUUUCAAUGCAAACAGUGAAGUAAGUGGUUUUAAGACAACAUUAAACACCAUCAAUAUUUUAUAAAUGUCAUAUUAACAUAAUCAGUACAUUUUUUAAAAUUAAUUUUCACAAAUCCUAGUCUAGACAUUUACAUUUGUUGUUUUUUUUAAUGCAAGUUUUAAUUUAUGUUUAGAAUUCAGGUAUGUGAUAUAUAGAUGCAAAUGGCACAUUGUUAAAUGUCAUAUGGUAUGAAGUGUCAUAAUUGAUAUACAUGUACAUCAAGGUGUGUGUUUUUGAGCAUUUUUUUUUUGUAUUAAGUUUUUAUACUUUAAUUUGUUUAGUUUGACACUAACAUUGCUUUUACUGCCAGUUUUAAUAUCUACUUGUAUAAGUAAACAUAUAUAUAUGUGUGUUGUACAUUAACAUAACAUGUAUGUGAUGUGACUUACUGUAUAUCUAUGCAAUAACAUUUUAUAUCCAAAUAACCAAUCUUAUUGACAACUCAUUUUUCAUAUUUUGAUUCUGUAGUAUGCUAGAUAUUUAUACAAGUUUCAUUUCUUAAUAUUUUAUCAGAUAUGUGGUACUCAAUGGAUAACUAAAAUGUCUUGUAGAACAACAUCCAGGUAAAACUAACAGAUGUGGUCAUUUCUAAUACUUUUGCAACCUUGAUCAAUAGGAAUAUUAGUAAAGACAUUUGAGGGGCUUGUAUGGUUGGCUAGUUAAGGUUGCUGACUUGGAAUCGCUAGCUCCUGCCAUGUUGGCUAGAAACCUAGCUUGGGAUGUAGAAUUCUGUCAUGUUACGAAGCCAUCCGGCUGGCUUACAGAUUGAUGCUUCUAGCCAGAUCCAAGCUCAUGUUCUUGGGGUCUUCCUUCAUGGUCAAAAGCUGGAAACCUAUAAUUGUGUUGGUUAAACACAAUAAAAAAGAAAAAAAGAGAGGCAUUCAGUUCUCCAUAUGAUAUGAAAUAGACCAAUCAAAAACAUACCAUUUAUAAUUUUUUGCUAAUCAUUAUCUUAACGUUUUAUAUUGUCUCCUCAUACUAAAAUGUCUGAAGUCCCAUGUUUAUUAAUUGACAAACAAUUGGGUAUAUGGUGUUACAUUUAACUUUGUUUGUUAUAGUGCCAGUACAAAACUGGUCACCAUUGUUAGAUAAUAUAUGUGCUUUGUUGUUGUUAUUUCAAAAUUUUCAAUAUUAUUGCAAAAUAUAUUGUUGUUUUCUUCUGUUUUAAGUUUUUUACCUAGCUAUUCGAGUUUAACUGUAUGAUAAUUACAUAUUGUUUUUUCCAUUCACCCAACGUAUUCAUGCAUUGUAUGUUUUGUUGAUUCUAUAUUGUUCUUAUCUUAUGUGUUUUGACAAUUAGUUAAGAUUUCUGAUGUUGAGCAAUAUUGCAUAUUGUAAUUAAAAAAAAUAAAUACCAACCAUUCAGCUCAUUUGUAAUUUAGAAAAAGGACCUUCUUUUUGCAUUCUGUGUUUGGCAGUUAUUUGGAUUUGGGUCAUGUAAUGGAAUUUUUCAAAGAUUAUUCAUUUACACUAAUUCUUUUUUGCAUUCUAUGCUUGGCGGUUAUUUGGAGGUCACGUAAUGGAAUUUUUCAAAGAUUAUUUUUACACUGUUGCUUUUUUGCAUUCUACGCUUGGCGGUUAUUUGGAGGUCACGUAAUGGAAUUUUUCAAAGAUUGUUCAUUUGCACUAAUUCUUUUUUGCAUUCUAAGCUUGGCAGUUAUUUGGAGGUCGUGUAAUGGAUUUUUACAAAGAUAUACUUUUUUGCAUUCUAUGCGUCGCUUAUUUUUAAAAAAAAAAAAUAGAAAAAGUUCGCGAUUUUCUGGCACAACCCUCGUAGCCCACUUUACAGCUACAAGCAGUUUUUAAGACUUGCCAACAAGUUCAUGUUAAUACAUAUCAAAUUGAGGUAGACAAGGUCCCAAGUAGUGGGUCCCUUGUGCGAAGAAAAUAUUAGAACUGUUAUAAUUUGUUAAAAGAUAAAUAAUCUUAUGAAAUGUCAACAUUUUUGAUAUGUCAUGUAGUUUAUACUAAUUUGAGCCGCGCCAUGAGAAAACCAACAUAGAGGCUUUGCGACCAGCAUGGAUCCAGACCAGCCUGCGCAUCCAUGCAGUCUGGUCAGGAUCCAUGCUGUUCUCUUUCAAAGCCUACUGCAAUUAGAGAAACUGUUAGCAAACAGCAUGGAUCCUGACCAGGCUGAUCUGGAUCCAUGCCGGUGGCAAAGCCACUAUGUUAGUUUUCUCCUGGCGCGGCUCAUUAAUAUUAGCUUGAUUGAUGAAAGGUUCAAACUUAUUUGAACAAUCAGCUGUUACUGCAUGACAUUUAUUAUGAAAGCAACUCUAUAUGCAAACUUAAAGGCACUCGCUACAGUUUUUCCGGACGGGUCGAUAUUUACCCCAACACCAUGCCAAUUUGGUUGUGUUUCUAAUCAAUGUAGUUCAUUGCAGAGUUGGAGCGGUCUUCUGCGCAUGCCCAAAAGUUAUUAUCUAGUGUCGCGUGCAGCAAAAAUUCGCAAAUUAUUGUAUGUUCCCAUGCAUUUAAUGUAUAAUAUACUGACUAGAGGUUAGUAUCACCAUGGUUACAAAAUAUAUACAUUUAAAGUACUUUUAGUUCAAAUUGCUUCAAUCCGACAUAUACUGGAGUCUGUAAUUUAUACCAGCGCUCCAACUCUGCAUUGAGUUACAGCUGUUUCUAAUCCCGUAGCGUACCCAAACCGUACAUCCGUAUUCGUAAACUAUAGGUUUUGUUCGGAGAAAGGCGGAAACUUAAAUCGUUCUAUGACAUCAAAAUGCUUCAGAAACACCUUAAAAUCAGCUUAUUAAGAAAUCUGCCAUUUGAUAUAUCUCUAGGUCAUUUGCUCAAACACUGAAAGAGUAUUUCGUACCAACCUGCGUUGUAUAAAUGCCCACCACACCCCACCUCGUUGUAAUUUGAUUUAAGCGAAAUCUAAUAUGGUGACCUAUCAAUUUUCUUUUUGUUUUAGAUUACGUUGACAUAACCAAAGGUUUGUGCAGCGUUUGAUUAAAUUCUAGCUAUUAAGUGAAACUCGAUAAAAUAGCAGAAGUACCAACUUAAAACUGACAAAAAUAUGCAAAAAUAGCUCUUGGGUCUGCUGAACAAGUAUUCCUUUCUUUACAAAAUCAUUUUCUUUUGAUUUCUCUGAGCAUGUUUCAAAUAGAUAUAUUGUUUUCCGUUAUAAAAAUGCUAAGAUAUCAAAUUUAUGCUGAUUAUUGUACUUACUGAAAUAUAUUCUAGGAUUAUAGAAAUUUUGAAAAAUGUUAAAAAUAGCACCAUAUCUAGGGGCAAAUUAAAUUGAAACAAAGCUGGUGACCUAGUAUUUUUAUUUCAUUCUUCAAUACAUCAUAACAUGAUCUUUUAAUACAAAACAUUUCAUCAAAAUCUAUUAUUCAGAAAAAAAAUUAUAAAACUGUAGCUAGUGUCCUUAAUUUAUGUAUUCAGUAAAGUAAAAUACAUUUUUUGAGGAUUUUUAUACAUUUAAAGUAAAUAUCUAAAAGAUAAAACAUUUUAGUGGAAGAAGGCCAUUGGAUAUCUUUGAAGGAAAAUUAAUUAUACCUUGUUGUAAGUCAAGUGUAAACAUUGUAAGAAUCUGAGAUAUGAGUGUACCUAAAAUGCUUUCACUUAGAAUAAAUGUUGUUUUGUUCAUUUGGAUAAUUCACUUAUAUAUGAUGUGUUGAUGGUUUGGUAUUUUCUGAUGUCACUAUUUGAAAAUAAAAUAUUGAAAAUGAAAAA
Molecule: messenger RNA, 6982 nt
Organism: Mercenaria mercenaria
Lineage: Eukaryota; Metazoa; Mollusca; Bivalvia; Venerida; Veneridae
Product: GDP-fucose protein O-fucosyltransferase 2-like
Exons: 2
Coding region: 10-1323 (437 amino acids)
Biological process (GO): protein O-linked glycosylation via fucose
Molecular function (GO): peptide-O-fucosyltransferase activity
Source: RefSeq, a predicted model, not a curated record